Molecule: messenger RNA, 11216 nt
Organism: Porites evermanni
Lineage: Eukaryota; Metazoa; Cnidaria; Anthozoa; Scleractinia; Poritidae
Source: the annotation of a GenBank genome assembly
AUGUCCACUAGCUGUCAGCAUUACAUAAGACGUUGUUCCUUACUGGUAAGUUUCUCUGAUUCUUAUUUUAUGUCGCAUAUACUCGAAAAAAACGUGAACAGAUUUACUGCACUACAGUAAACAAUAAUUCACUUUGCUGAAGAAGCGGUGGAUUAGUUUAGCUCUAAUACCACACAAGAUACUGGCGUCAUCUUGGAGGAUUAAGUCAUUUUGUAACUCAAUUAUUUUUACUUGUUUGCCUUACUUCGAUUUGAUAAGGUAUACAGUGCAUAAAAAGCUUAGUUGAAACAUGGAAGCAGUGCAAAAACUGGCGCAACCUCACCUGGUCUUUUAGGUUUUUUCUUGGUUCUCGUGUGUGUGUGAGAGAAAGCGAGGCGCGAAUUCAAGAAACAAAAACCUACAAAGUACGUGUAUUUAACUCUAGAUCUCACGUGAAAUUCUCCAUGUACAUUGCUCCUUGGUUUCAGACCAAGUUCUUUAAAGGGCUAAUUAGUAUUUGGAAGGGAUCUCUACUGGUUGUUUCAGGUCACAAGCAAAAUAAAAUAUUCACAACCGAUCUGUUUGGGCUUUAUGGUACAUGUACCUUGCCUUUGGCUCACCAUGGUAACUGCCCACACAGAUCAGCUUCACAUGGUGUUUUGAGUACUUUAAAGUGUGGUUGUUUCAAGCUGUAUCUGAUUGUCUUCUUUUAUUUUGUGUGAUCACUUGACUCUUGAUCAAAAUGGAAAUAGUUAAACCCCAGCUUUUAUUUAACCACUCGACUGAUCUAACUUAAAGAAAUUUCUUAGAGUACAAUUCUUAAUUUCAGGUGAGCACAUUAUUACUCUGCUACACUGGGUGUAUGGUUAAUAAACAAACAACAGUUCAAAGUUCAUCCUACUAUAGCAUUUAGCUUGCAUUGUGUAAUUGGUCUUCAAAGUACUGUGUUUGAAUGCAUCCUUUAUUGUUUUGUAGGUCGCCUUAGAAAUUUUUGUUUAUUAAGCAAGGGUAUCUUUUUUGAUUUGUGUCCAUAGGCACCAUGCUGUGUUAAAUACUACAGCUGCAGAUUGUGUCAUAAUGACAAAGAAGAUCAUGAGUUAGACAGAAAGACUGUUCAGGAAAUUAAGUGCCUCCAAUGUGGCAGUUGUCAAACAGUAAGUUGUAGCCUUUGAAAUAAUGUAACUGCAGGGUUUGCAAAUGUUAUUGAUUGGUGAGGUCAGUGUGACUUGGAGUCACGUAACACAAGGGAGAGAAGAACUGUUUAAAAACGGUUCUUUACUCAGUCUUUUUUACGAGGAUGCCAUUCCAGCACAUAGUUCUGGCAUGUAUACAGUGUACACUAUUAUGAUGGCAACAUGAAGUAGCUAGACAGCCUCAUGUGAAAGUCCGUUGUCCUGGAAAAGCUAGAAUCCAUCAUGAUGAUCGUCGUUUGAGUAGUCUGUAUUGUGAUUUAGCCUGUAGGUGUACAUGUUGUAGUUCAAUUUUAUCCUUGGUUUAAUUUUUAUUUUCCUUUGUUCUAAACUCAUUAUCGUACAUUACCAUACCCCAAAACAAAAGAAAAUAAAAAUUAAACCAUGGAUAAAAUUGAACCACAACAUAUACAUACAUGAAUAAUCCUUAAAUUGGUCUGUUUAAAUCACGGUUGUGACAUUUGCAGUUAAUGUAGAUGUAUUUGUUUUGAAAAAGGUAAGGAAAAAACUAUUUUGCAACCAAAAAUUUCUGGAGUCAAAGUGAUUCCCUCUGUAACCUCAGUGGAGUCAUCUUGAAAAUUUUGGAAUAAAGUACGCCAAAUUUGGCAUAUUUGUGAACCCUGUGACUGAAUAUAUGACUGCCUGAUCUUGUAAAAAAUGCUGAUGAUCUCAUUUUAGUGUGCUUUAUUAGGGACAGAUCAUACAGAAAUAUCAAGCAAGACUGUAGUAUUUCCCGGUAAAGGGCAGGCAUGCAAUUACGCUAAUCAAAAAUAGCACUACAUUUGAAAUUCAAAAUUGGUGAAAAUUUUGUUGUUUGAAAAUGUAAAUGUUUCAGCUCAAAAUUAAAUUCAGGUGAAAAUUUUUUAACCUAGGUUGAUUCUCCAUUUCCCUUGUCUCCUAGCCAUGAUUAUUCAGGAAUAAGGGCUAGGAGACAAAGAAGUGAGAAUUAAACUAGUUUAAAAAUUUUACCUGAAUUUAUAAAUUUUGACCUGUUACAUAAACAUGCCUUACACUAGUCAGUUUUGUUUUCAACCCAAAGAUUACAAUAGGUAAAGGUUUAGCCAUAGAGAGAACAGGAACAAUAAUAACUGAUAUUAUAUUGAUGACCUCAUUGUUUUGUCUUGAAAUGUAACUAACCGGAUAAUGCUGUUGUUGACUUGUAUUUUGUAUUUCUCGUACAUUUACUAAUUCAAGUGCUUAACUUCCUUUAUGAAUGCAGGUAGCAUCUCAUUGCAAAGAAUGUGGUAUAAAGUUUGGUAGAUAUUUCUGUAUGAUCUGUCGAUUGUAUGAUGAUCAAGAAAAGGGACAGUUUCAUUGCAAUGGUUGUGGAAUUUGCAGGUGUUGUGAUUAUGUGCACUGUUAUUCAGCAGUAUUUGUUGAAUCCACUUUUAUCAUAAGCUACACAUUCAGUGAUAAAAAGGUUACAAUAUUAUUUAGGUAAGCAUUACUGAUUCAGUGCGCAUACACGCAAUUUAGUUUUAACACAAAUCCUAGCCUGUUGUUGAAAACCUAAAAGAAAAACCAGUAUUAUGCUGCAUAUAUAUAUAAAAAAGGAAAACAAAAAACAGAAAAAGUUGUAAAUACAUUGAAAAGUCCCAUAGCUACAGUGUAGAGUUAACUGAUACAAUAUAGCUGUAUGGCAGUUAGCUUGGAAGAUUAGUUACAUUAUAUUAUGACCUUAACAGCUAUACACUGUACGUACUAUAUUUUGCCUAAAAAGUUCCUACAAUUUUUAGUGUUUGGAUCUCCUUGGUUGUUGUUAUUGAAAGUGAGUCAGCAACAAAUCUGCCAGAUUUCUUUUUGCAUUCAACAUUUUUGUCUUCACUGACGUGUGGCCAAACUACUUUAUUCUACUAUAUUUUACAUCAGAGUUGGUGGAGAGGAGAACUUCUUUCACUGCAGUAGAUGUGACAUGUGCUUAGGAAUUCAGCUGAAAAACUCACACAAGGUAAGAAACAAUACCGGUAACUCAAGGUGUCUGCUGAAAUGGAUUUGUGCAAUUAAGCUCAGUUGGACAGAAAUCACAUCAAGUCAAGUCACUCGUACAUUAGUUUUUGUAUGAUUUUAUUGCAAUAUCCAAUCACUGAUGUCAUGCAAGACACCAGCAUGGCAGUUUAGCUGUUUAAUAGGCAUGAGACUGCAUGUAGUACAGAAUAAAAAAAAAAGUGAAAAUAGGUCACUGCUAUCCGAAGAUGAAACAGCAGCAUUUUUUACCAUAAUUUCCCAAUAUUAUUUUUCAUACCCUAUUUAUGGUUGGUGUGAUAUCUUAACAAUUUUACCGACCCAAUACAUGUAAAUGUAAUAUGUAAAUAUUAGAAGGUCUGAACUGCAGAAAACAUUGUACAAUAAAAUGAUUUUUGUUAGAUCACCUGGAGAAAUAAGUUUUUGCACAAUCUAAAGGCAACAUUUUAGAUUAGAAAUGACUUGGUUGUACUUAGCCUGUAAAAGACAAUGAUACAGUAUAGAUAUACUGUAUAUAGGCUACCAUAGUACAUCACUACAUGUAGGUACAUGUACUUAUGAGAAAACUGAGCUUUGAAAGUUCUCUUAGGGAUGCUGUAUUGUUUCCAUGGUAACUGUUAUUACAUGUUUAUUUACAUCUUAAUAAGUUUUCUGCUAUGAUUGGUGUAUAUUACAUGUAAUUAAAUUUUGUCCCUAGUCACCUUAGGGAGCACGUCCAAAUAUCGGUAGGGAACCCGAUCAUGGGAAAUGGACCUGAUUAAUUUUCUGAUUGUUUGGAAUCGGUACCGGUCUGUAGGCACCAGUUGCCGUUUCUGAUUACAAUAAAAACUUUGCUGAUUCAAUCGGAGCCAGUUGACAUUCCGAUGUUCAUAUGUGUCAUCAUCAUAUUAUUUUAUCUGAUAUAUAAAAUGAAGUGUGUCACGAAACCAAAUGAUGAAAGAGUUGUUUCUCUCCAAAGUAAUUUCUAUCAACUGUACCUUUUUCCUACUCCAUAACAAAUAACAAUAUUUUAUGUUCCUGUAUGUUGUGUUUCGAGUUUUGAUUUGAUGUGUGCCUACACGUGAUUUUCGACGUUUUGCAGAGGUAUUUCCUUCAGUCGAACGCAAACACCACGCUGCUCCAUAACAUUUAUUCUAUGAAAAUUAAAAGGAGUUAAAUAUUACGACUCAAAACACCACUGUUCUUCGUUGAUACAUAGCAAACAAAGCACCAUACUGAGUAGUGUGUUCUUUACUCGAUACUUUCUAACAAUGCAAUACAAAAACAUGACCAGAACUCACUUUCUCGAAACUCAACUGGAUGCAUAGACUUGUUACAAGAAGACCUCAACGGGUUUCCUAGCAAGCGGAGCGAGAGCAAAACCAUGGAUAAUAUAAAACCCCGGGAUGAACUUUUACGAAAAUUUGCGUCUUUCAUUCAACAAUCCUAAACACAAGGUGCAAUGCGAUCUGAGGAUUGUCUCCAGGGAAUUAGCAAAAAGAACUGAUAUUCCCACACUCGUGAGUCACGGAAGACAUGGAGCGAAGUUUCAUACAGGAGUUAACAAAGAGAGAAUGGCUUAAUGGCUUAGCCACGUGAAAUUGCUUUCCACUCUCAGCACUUAGGAAAUUUUGCGCUUGACUCAAGGUGGCUGACUUUUUGCCAAAAAUCAGAACCUUUUUUACCGGAGUGUUCAACUAAAGCAAACUGUGCAUAGAUCCAGUAAGUUUGACUCAAUUUAAUAGCAGAGAGAGAAUCGAGAAAGAGAAAACCAGUUGAAUGCCUCCUUCAGUCACUUUUUUGAGUUCAUAUGCAACCAAUAAACAACUUGCAGCCUGAUUCUCAGACGAUGUCCUCUUCUCUCCUGUGGCAAUUUAAGCAGUUAAAGUACACAACGUGGUAACAACAUUUGCAUUUUGGUGGUGGAUGUUCUGACUUCUUUCUAUUUUUUUCGCUUAAAGUCCUAAACUGAUUAUUCCUCCAAAGAUUUUUAUAAUCAUGCGUUUUGGGUUCUGGUUAGCACAGGCCCAAGCUAUUUUAAAAUUAUCAUUUUGAGAUCGUACACUUGCAAUGUACAUUGCGCCGAAUGACCUGCUGUUUCUUCUCGUGCCCAUUUUGAUACACAAAUUUAAUCUUUUCUGGUCAUACUCUGUCAUAGCAAAUACAAACAAAUGUUCGAAACUGUGACGUUAAAUUUCGGUUCAAACAGGACACAUUUACUGUAUGAGAAAGAUAAGGUUAAUAAUAAGAAGAAACACUUUAUCUGCUGGUCUACAACAUUUAAAUUGGAAAUUUAAUGUGCUUGUGCAUCAAAAAACAGUCAUUCACUCUUUUGCUUUUGCUUUUGCUUUUGCUUUUGUGACAGGUUAUUUGAGCUGCCACAUAUUUUUGAUGACCUUUUGAUGACCGUUGCGAAUUCUGUUUCAUUCGGUACCGAAAAUCGGCAUCAAUUGAUCGGCAUCGGUGUGACCCGAUGCCAAUAUUUGGACACGUUCCCUUAGAGACUCUAGUAGCACAGUAGUAGGACAUCUGAUAGAUCUAGAACUUGGAGAGGGUUAUGAGUUCAAAUCUCAUCUGGAGCUAGGAAUUUUUUGAAGAUUUCUGAUGCUUUAUUUCUCCUUUCUUUCUUUCUUUUUUUCUUUCUUGCUUUCUUUCAUAUUGUCUCAAUGACUGUUUAAAUAUUUUGUUUUCAGUGCGUUGAAAAGAGUUCACGCUCAAAUUGUCCAAUAUGCUAUGAGGUGAGAGCAAUUAUUAUUUCUUGAUCAGAUAUUUUGUUUAGGACACAUGCACUUCAGAGUUUAAAAAAAUGAUUAUCAUGGCAUCACCUGUAUGGAGCCCUCCCAAACAAAAGCGGCUGUUUCCUUGUGCUAUUAGUCUUAACUCUUUGUUUUUGCCACCUGUGUGUGUGUGCUGACUAAAAUUUCCAUUUUUUUCUCUUGCACCUUUUGCAGAACAGCUACAAAUAAUUAUUAUGUAAAAUGUCUAUCAGUACAUUUGUUUAAAUCUGUUUUUCUUAUACCCCGAUAUAUGUAACGCCAGAUAGCUAAUGAGAAGGGAACUUCCUAUAAACCAGCUGGUAAAUGUGAUUUUUAGGAUAAUUGUGAUUUAGUUUUUAUCAUUAUUGAACCCCAGCGUGUGACUUCAGCCACAUAAUCACAAGUUGUUUUUCUUUAAAAAUGAAACAUUUUAAGUUUAUUAUUUAUUUUACUGCGCAACUAUGAGAAUUGAUUUCUAAUACAUGAUUAUAUUGAUUUCACUCUUGGCAACCAAAUUAAAAUUCACGUGGUUACAUUUCCUUCACCUUUUAUGUAUAUACUAGAUUGUUUCUAUUUUUAAUUUAUGUAGUCCUUGCAUUUGCCUAGCAUAUCUAAUCUAACAAAACUGAACAAAAUUGAUUUCGAUUGAUUUUGGCAAUGAGAUAAAAUUGGACAUGGAAUUGUUUGUGAGUUUGAUUAUCAAACAGAUUGAAUAUAAUCGAACUGAACCAUUUGAUUUUGUUUUCUUACCGAACAAAUUGUUGAUUGAACCCAAAUCGUAGCCUCAAUCUCGUCUAAGAAAGACUGAUGUGUAUGGUGAAUACAUAGCCAUUUUAGCAGAAUGGCAAAUUGCUCUUUUUAGCAACAAACGAAUAUCAAACAACAACUGCAACCUUUCCAGCUAGUUUCAUGUUGAUAUCAUGUGUUACAUAAAACACACUGACACACAUGUAUUCAUUUUUCGGUGCAUUUUGUUACAUUUCCAAACAAAAAGGUUGUACCAGGUUAUGAACAAGAAAGCAGUUCAACUAAAUAACAAUUAUAUCUUUUCUCAUGCUGUGUAAUUUUCCUUGGUACUUCUCACUCAGGGUCCAGAAUUGCUCUAUACCAAUGUCUACAUGGCUGUAGCUGCUAAUUUCUGGGUGGGGGUCAGUUUAAAGAAUCACAAAUAUGAGGACAAUCAUGUGUAUUAAAGAGGAAUAAUAAUAAGUGAUGAAAAGUAUAAGCACUAUAUAAAUAUUUUUAUUACUUACUUACUUACUUAUAUCUCAGUGCAAAACCAGUUAUUAUCAACUGCCCAAAAACUGUUCAAUCAAAACUUUGGAAAUGUUGGAUGGUUCAAUUGGCAAAAUUUUUUUGUGAGUUCGAUGUUGUGUGAUCAUUUGUUUGGCCAUCAAACUUAAUCAUUUGAUUAAUUUUGAUUGAUUUUGAUUACCAAAUAUUUGACAUAUAGGUACAAUGUACGUUGGGCAUUUGACAUUUGACAUGAAAAGAAACAAAUGGAAAAAAAAAUAGUUAAAUGAAUAAAUAACCCUCUGUUCUGCUGCUAUGAUGUUUUAAUAAAUGAAUAAAUAACCCUCUAUUCUGCUGGUAUGAUGUUUUCACUACUUUAAGUUAUGUAGCUACAGUUAUUUUUGCUAUUUCUUCUUUUAAAAUAGGAUAUUCAUACGUCUAGAAUACCAUCGCAUGUUCCUUCUUGUGGACAUCUAUUACAUAGGUAAGUAACUUACAUGAUCAGAUUAGUGUAGCUAAUGCUUGGACAUACAGGAAGAAUUUUGAUGUUGACCAAUGUGGAUUUAGUCUGCUCUAUGGCCAUUCUUUGUGUCAUCACAUAUCGCUCCUCCCCACAAAUAGCUGCAAUGACGUUACUGAGGGAGUAAUAAUGACUUGAAGUAAUCGGAUGAAAUUCAGGCUAUCGGUAUUAAAACAAGCGAUCAAUCUAGUGUUGUCUCUGUAGUCCUAUUCAAACUAAAUUAUAACAUUGUUAAGCAGCAGCAGCAAGCAAGUUGAGCAAAUGUAGCAAAAAGCAAUGAUCAAUGUGUUAAUGUGAAGUUGCCAGGUGCCAGUUUGGAAAUUGCUUACCAAUAAGUUAUUAGCGUGUUUUUGUGUGAACUAAACCCUUGAGAGUUUAUAAGUACUUCAUGAAAGAACACUAACAGCACAUCCAGCACAGGAAAUACAUCAAAAUUUAAUAUGCACAGUGGAAGUAAAAGUCGUGCAGGCCCCUAUCAAACCCUUUUUUAUCUUUAGGAGCUUUGGUAACCUCCUUUAAGAAACAUUUCUGAAGAUGAACCUUUUUUCUGCUAUUGGACAUAUUUGUUGAAAACUGAGAAGCCUGUUCGUUUCCAAGCACAAGCAGAAAGAGAAAGGAAUGUGGUUUUGUUUGUGGUGAAGAGCAUUGUGUGAUGACACAAUUUUUCUCAAACUUGUUUCUGAUGUAGAGUGCCAUUAUUUAACUAGUAGAUGUUUCACUUACAAGUUGUUUUUUGCAGAAAUGCAUUCCAUUAUUUCUCCUUGAUUUGGUGGAGGGGGUAUCAUCUUGUACCAAAUUUUAAAGUUUAUAAUCUAAAUGUAGUUCAUUUUAUAUUGUACAGUUAUCUUGCAAUCUAGUCUUUGAAUUCUUAUGAAUUUUUAUAUAUUCUUAAAAUUUCUUCAUUUACAGUACCUGUUUUUCAAAGUUACUGGAGUCGGGGUAUGUCAGUAUUAGCCAGUUUAUUUAUAUAAAAUGGCCUUAUUUGAACUGUUUGUCAUGAGAUGUUAUUAUCCACAAUCAGAGUUAUUAUUUCUUAUUGCGCUGCACGUGAGUAAAGGGCAACGCCCAAUUAAGUUUUGAGCAGCAUGUUUGUCGAAAAAAGACAAAACGGUGGAGACAUAACCUCAUUUGUUCUAACUAAACUUUAUGGUCAUUUGUAUUCGGCAUAACCUUGAUGUAAAUUCAGUGCCCACAAAAGAAAUAAAGUAAAUAAAUUUGACUAUAAAUACAAACUUAAGGUUCAUCUUACGGACCUUAGCAGAUAAAGAGAAACAAUUAGAGGGCAAGCCGGUGAUUUGGUAGAUUUUUAUCUCUUGCCAUGCUCAGUAAAAACCAGUGUUAACUGGGCACAUUUAAUGGGGCAUUCAUCUUCUUGGUAGUCCACCACUUGCCACUAUGUCAGAAGCCAAAGCAAUGGGAGGCACAUACAAUGUAGCUUUUAUAAAUAGUAAUUGUUUUAAUUGUUUUGCUUCAUGUUUUUGUAAAGCCAAUUUUUUCCCCUCUUGACCUUGUCAGCCAUUUCUUUGUUUUAGGGGGUAUGCUUGUCCAAUAUGUAACAGAUCUAUGGUUGAUAUGAGUCGUGCAUGGCGGAUGUUGGAUAAUGAGAUAGCACGUACACCAAUGCCCGCAGAAUAUAAUAAUUUCAAUGUUUUGGUAAGUUAAUGAUUUUCUGUUAUAAACCAGUUGUUUCCUUGAGCUGUUUAUAAUAGUGGCCAACUUUUUGUGGGAAUUUCCUCCGUAUUGUGAGGAGUUGUUAGAAUUCUUAGCAUUGCAAAUUGCUGACCCAUUCACCCCUAAAGGUGGCCAUAGAAAAAAAGCACGGACAAUUUUUUUAUAUUCUUUCAUUUUGUAAAAUCUUAGCGAAUAAAUGGUCUGUUGCAGGCGUUCAGAUAAUAGAGUGUAGCUUGAACUCAGGAAGCAGGGGAAUAAAUGGAAAAGGGGGAGAGGGGAGUGAUCCCCACCCCCUCCCCUCACUGCUAUUGGAUUUUGUCUUUAGAUUUAUAAGUUAGUGGCAAAUCAUUUCGCCAUAACUUAAUCUAGGAGUGUAAGGAAAAAGUAAGGGAAAUUUUGCUUAGUCAACAAUGGUCUGAACAUUAUUGUUUUCAUUGCAGAUUCUCUGUCGUGAUUGUCACAAGGUAGGCUGUACUGAUGUAAUUUCUUAAAGUUUUUAAUUCUCUUAGAGGACACUAUGUUAUUUCGUCCAAUAAGCCCCCAAGCUGCGGUAAUCACCGACCUCUUUGGCCAAACUAGUAAAUAUAAGCUUUUCUUGUGAUCAGAACCCCUUCCAGGCCUCCUCUGGCUUUUUUUUGUGUAGGGAAAUAUAGGAAACACCUGCAUUAAGAACAUUACGCGGAAAGUUGGCUAAUAAAACACCAUAAAUGUAUAUAUAACAACCAAUUCUGUCUGAUAAAUAAAACAUAUUCUUAUAUAAAAAGGAAGAGGGUGAAAGUAUAAGAAACCAUUACAGUAACUCGUAUCGUUAAAGUACAAAGGUGUGCUGGACCAUUCAAACUCUAAGAGCCAUAUAGUACGUAACAGUACGUAAUAGUAAGUACCCGUAAGUAAUUAAACAUUGGAUGUUUUUUUAACAUCCUCGUUGAUCUGCGUAAUUCUUCACAUCCUAGUAUAUGCGGGUGUUUGUACUGUAUAUCACAAAGAAAGCCUUUUUUCUCAAAUUUUAUUCUUGAACUUCUUUAGCACCAUUACAGGAGAACUGUUACUUCUCCAUUAAGUACAGAUUUUCUUCAUAUCAAGAUUAUUUUAAUCAAAAUAAAGUUUCAGUUUGNUAAUUCUUCACAUCCUAGUAUAUGCGGGUGUUUGUACUGUAUAUCACAAAGAAAGCCUUUUUUCUCAAAUUUUAUUCUUGAACUUCUUUAGCACCAUUACAGGAGAACUGUUACUUCUCCAUUAAGUACAGAUUUUCUUCAUAUCAAGAUUAUUUUAAUCAAAAUAAAGUUUCAGUUUGUUGGGAGAAGAACUUAAUAAAUUAACCACCCUCCUUCGAGUAGACUUUCCUUUUUUGGUGCAGCUAGUUUAGGAAAAACAGUUCUAACUUAAGUAUUGUGUUUUGUAUCAACCUUCUAACAAAUACGCUUUCUUAGAGAAGUGAGGAAAAACGUAUCGAACCUGCAUAAUAGGUUGAUUUAGCUAUGACUCUGACGUUGAAAAAUUGUCUUUUGUCUAUCUGUCUAUUUUUGUUAUAUUGUGCUGAAAUGAGGACCCAUUUCUCGGAAAACCAACUUAUUUUUUUCUGCAUACUUCUCUUUCUUGUCAGAGUACAGCGAUUUUCUUCUUUUUCAGGAAAGCAAGGUCAAAUUUCAUGUCGUUGGUCUAAAAUGCGCAGAGUGUGGUUCAUAUAACACCAGCAGAGAAGGAGAGGAGGGUGUUCCUGUGAUGCCACCACCGAUACCAGUAGCGGCUGUCGCAACAGAGGCUGCAGAGGGCGAGGAUGAAUGGGAAACAGAGGAAGAGGAAGAAAUAGUAGGAGGAGAUGCAGAGCAAGAAAAUGAGGAACAAGGACAGGAUGAUGGAGUAAACUUAGCUGAAGUACAGUUAGAUAUGGAUGGAGACAGUAAUAAUGUUCUUCCUUUGGACUAA